This is a messenger RNA of Salmo salar (Atlantic salmon), 4405 nucleotides long. Lineage: Eukaryota; Metazoa; Chordata; Actinopteri; Salmoniformes; Salmonidae. The record is from RefSeq and is a predicted model, not a curated record.
CUGGAGCAGAGUCUGCGUGUCGCCUGACCGGAUGAUGACUGACUGAAGUUUUAUCACUGUAGUUUUCUAUUCCGUCUUUUCUAUUCAUUUAAAUAGCGCGUCACUGUAGCCCUGUUAUUUAGAAUCUAGUUACUGAGCCUAACCCAAAUCUGACAACAAUCACGUUUUAACAGUCGACUUGACUUUUAUGCUUUUUCCGUGAAAGGAAACACCAAUUCGCAAGUGAGAGAGCGCAAAGAUCCACCCCAUCUCUCUCUCGGACUCUCUCUCUCUCCCUGUCUCUUCGAGAAGGCUGAGUUGAGCCCACCGGAGAGAAGAGCAGCCAUGGGGAACCGGGGUAUGGAAGACCUUAUUCCCCUCAUCAACAAGCUCCAGGACGCUUUCAGCUGCAUCGGCCAGAGCUGCAACCUGGACCUGCCACAAAUCGCCGUGGUCGGAGGGCAGAGCGCCGGGAAAAGCUCCGUUUUGGAGAAUUUCGUUGGAAGGGACUUUCUGCCCCGAGGCUCUGGUAUUGUGACCCGCAGACCUCUCGUCCUUCAACUGGUCAACAACCAAGCAGAGUAUGCUGAGUUCCUUCAUUGUAAAGGUCGUAAGUUUGUGGACUUUGAUGAGGUGCGUUUGGAGAUUGAGGCCGAGACUGAUCGCAUCACUGGGUCCAAUAAGGGAAUCUCUGCUGUUCCCAUCAACCUCCGAGUCUAUUCCCCUAAUGUGUUAAACCUGACUCUUAUAGAUCUACCAGGGAUGACUAAGGUAGCGGUGGGAGACCAGCCAAUCGACAUCGAGCACCAGAUCAGAGACAUGCUGAUGCAGUUCAUAACUAAAGAAUCCUGUCUGAUCCUGGCUGUGACUCCAGCUAACCAGGAUCUGGCCAACUCUGAUGCUCUCAAGAUAUCUAAGGAGGUCGACCCUCAAGGGUUACGUACCAUCGGAGUGAUCACCAAGCUGGACCUGAUGGACGAGGGGACGGACGCACGGGACAUUCUAGAGAAUAAACUACUGCCGCUACGCAGAGGUUACAUUGGGGUGGUGAAUCGUAGUCAGAAGGAUAUUGAUGGCAGGAAGGAUAUUAAAGCAGCUCUGGGUGCAGAGAGGAAGUUCUUCCUGUCUCAUCCAGGAUACAGACACAUAGCUGACCGCAUGGGAACACCACAUCUACAGAAAACACUCAACCAGCAACUGACCAACCACAUCCGGGACACGUUGCCAGGGUUACGUAGUAAACUCCAGAGCCAGCUUCUAUCUCUGGAGAAAGAGGUGGAGGAAUACAAGAACUUUAAACCAGACGACCCGACACGCAAGACCAAGGCCCUACUGCAGAUGGUUCAGCAGUUUGGUGUAGACUUUGAGAAGCGUAUUGAGGGAUCAGGUGAUCAGGUGGAUACUGUGGAGCUCUCUGGAGGAGCUAGAAUCAACAGGAUCUUCCACGAGAGAUUCCCCUUCGAACUGGUCAAGAUGGAGUUUGAUGAGAAGGAGUUGAGGAGAGAGAUCAGUUAUGCCAUCAAGAACAUCCACGGAGUGAGAACAGGCCUGUUCACCCCUGACCUAGCCUUUGAGGCCAUAGUGAAAAAGCAGAUCAUUAAGCUGAAAGAGCCCUGUCUGAAAUGCGUAGACCUCGUCCUGUCCGAGCUCACCUCCCUCGUCAAGAAGUGUACCGAAAAGCUUGGCUCCUACCCCAGACUGAGAGAAGAGACGGAGAGAAUUGUCACAACCUACGUCAGAGAGAGAGACAUCAAAACCAAAGACCAGGUGCUGCUGUUGAUUGACAUUGAGCUGUCUUACAUCAACACAAACCAUGAGGACUUCAUUGGCUUCGCAAACGCGCAACAGAGGACCACUGUUACUGCUGCUAUUAACAACAAGAAGAGAGUGAUGCCAAACCAGGUGAUCCGGAGGGGCUGGCUCACUAUCAACAUAAGUAUUAUGAAGGGGGGGUCCAAAGACUACUGGUUCGUCCUGACUGCAGAGUCACUGUCCUGGUACAAGGAUGAGGAGGAGAAAGAGAAGAAGUACAUGCUGCCACUAGAUAAUCUGAAGCUGAGAGACGUGGAGAAAGGUUUCAUGUCCACAAAACACACAUUCGCCAUCUUCAACACCGAGUCCAGGAACGUGUAUAAGGACCUACGUCAGAUAGAGCUGGCCUGUGACACACAGGAGGAUGUAGACAGCUGGAAGGCUUCUUUCCUCAGAGCUGGAGUUUACCCUGAGAAAGACCAGGUUGACAGUGAGGACACAGGACCAGCAGAAUCCUUCUCUAUGGAUCCCCAGCUGGAGAGGCAGGUUGAGACCAUAAGGAAUCUAGUGGAUUCCUACAUCGGCAUCGUCAACAAGUCCAUCAGGGAUCUAAUGCCCAAGACCAUCAUGCACCUCAUGAUCAACAGCGCUAAAGACUUCAUCCAUUCUGAGUUGUUAGCCUACCUGUAUUCCUGUGGGGACCAGGGAAGUCUGAUGGAGGAGUCAGCUGACCAGGCUCAGAGGAGAGAUGAGAUGCUGAGGAUGUACCAUGCUCUGAAAGAAGCCCUGGUGAUCAUAGGAGACAUCAGUACAACCACAGUGUCAGCUCCUGUACCUCCACCUGUAGACGACACCUGGAGGACCAAGGAACCCAGCCCUCCUCCUCAGGCCAGACCAGCCCCGGCCGCUGUCCCCCUCCUAGUCGCCCCCGGCAGCAAGAGUCCCCACCGCCGCCCCUCCUCCUUCCUGUCCCCAAAACCCAGCUUUCGGGGCGCCCCUCAUCCCCUCUCGACCCGGACCCCCACCAGUCAACACCUACAGUGUAGCGGACCCUGUCGCCAAUGUCCCCCUGAUCCCGUCUCGCCCAGCCAGGGUUCCCCCAGCACUGCCCCCCGGCAUACCCAGAAGACCCCCAGCGGCCCCAGGCCGCCCCACCAUCAUACGCCCUUCAGAGCCUUCACUGCUGGACUAGACAGACAGACAGACAGUUACCACUCCUAAUGUCCUUUGACUACAAAGAAACACAUUGCGUAACGUUGAUGUUUAAUUCCCUAACAUGAUUCAAGACUGUCUUUCAUGUAUUCUCUCUUAAUAUUCAUAUUGUCAUGUUAUUGUUAUUUCAUGUAUUAUUUACAUUUAUUAUUUACGUUUUUUCAUUUAAGUAACACUAUGUACUUUUGAUCACAUAUUUUUUUUUUUUGCUUUGUAACAAUGUUUAAUACCUUCAAAUUUUUUAAAGGGAUUGAGAGAGAGAAAAAAAAAUGAAACCUACAUUUUUUUGUUUAACUAACUUACUUUAAUGAACUUAGUUCAAACCUGGGAUCAGACAGAAUUUCAAAUCAAACAGGUUUAAAAAAAAAAUAUACAGAUUUUUGUGAAUAACUAGAAUACUUCUUUACAUGGAAGCACUUAUUCAAUUUUUUUUUAUAACAAAUACACUCCGUAAUUAAUAACUAAAUACUUAUUUCUUUACACUGUUUUAAAUGUUUCUAUCCUUCUUACUGGAUCAUAUGUACAUUUGUAUUUUUAGAUCUAAUCUUCAAUAUGCACUUCAAUAUCUAUGCAGGAAUAUUAUAGUAAGUAUUUUCUAGCUCGCAGCUUUUUUAAUUUCAUUUUGAUUAAAUGCUAAUUAUGCUAUAAAAUGAAUUGAUUUCAAUGGAAAAUAGUUAGCUUCAACUGCCCUCACAGUUCACUCAAAGAACAGUCGUAACCAGUCAGGGUUGGUGUCCAUUCCGUUUCAAUUUCAGUAAAUUCAGAAAGUUCCAAUUCUCUUCAAUGCUCUUUAAUGAAGAACAUUUGGAAUUGGAAUUUGAUUUACUCUCUGAAUUGACAGGAAUUUACAUGGAAUUGACACCAACCCUGUAGUCAAUAUAGAUACCUAGUGUCUCAUCAGUUAUCGAUGUUCAAAGGACCAAAUUAGUAGUAGAUAGUUGUUAGACAAGGGCCGGGAUUCAAUCAAAGAUGCUUUGUCGAUAAGCUCACUGCACAAAAGGUCAUUUAUGACAUCCGCAGCAUUUACUGCAAAUGUGAUCUCCGCAAGCAUCUGGGAAAUCAUUGGUGAGAGUGUUGUUUGCUUAUCGCUUCUUUAAUUGAAUCCCGGCUUUUUGCCCAGUCUAUUGUAAAUGGUAGCUUGCUGUCAAUCUGGCCUCUGCUUCCUGAAUAGACCAAUCAAAAUAGACCUGCUUCCUGAAUGGACCAAUCAGAAACCAGGCAGAGGGGGUAGUGCACCACAUAGGAUGCCAUUUCAGACUGUAUUCUUUUUUUUAAAACGACUUUUUGUAUUUUUCUAAGUGCCUCUUACCUGUGGCUUUCCUAUUGCAUGAACAGAUGAAUGAAAUGAUACAUUAACAAAGGAAUGAAUCACUGGGUGAACGAGGGAUGGGUAGAAUGGAACAGUAGUGUGAAGAAGGUGUAUAAAGAUGGAGUGAUAUGGAAUAAUAAACAGAUAAAGGGA